AGUGCGAACCAAAUCCAAAUUCAUGAGAUUUUUCACGAGCUAUAUAAAAUAAUUGCCGGCACUCCUCGGGCUCAUUACUCAAUUCGUUUUGAAGUUGGAAGUACAACAUGGGAGCCAAAAGUAUAAUUUUUGUUGCGCUUGCCGCAAUUAUUUCGGUUGGUUUGGGCGCACCGGCCACUAUCAACACCGAUAAAAUCAAGGCAGCGGCAUCUCAAUUGGAAUGCGUUGCCAAAACCAUUUUACCCAUUGACCAAAAACAUGGACUAGGCGAUCUUUGGCUUCCAAUCUAUUUCCCAAUCGUCAUGCACACCAAUACUUUGUACGAAUGUCAAGCCCAGAAGUCACAACCACAAAGCGACGAGUGUGCGGAUGAAGAAAUGCGUGAAGCUGUAUACACAUUGGUCGGUUUCUUGGAAAAUGUUUAUGAGAAUCAUUCUGAUGUGGCGCUAGAAAUUCACGCUGCUCUUGUUUCGCAAUGUGAACUCGACGUGCCCUCACCUGACGACGAAUUCAUCUAUCUGUCGCGCAAAGUCAGCCUAAAUAAAUUCAACUUCAAGAAAUACUUCAAUAUUGAGCAUAUUAAAUGCGUGGUACAAUCUCUUGUCGUUGCAAUCGGCGAUAAUAACGAUGCACUCGACUGGAUCACAUAUAAUAUCGAACUGAAGGAAUCAAUUGAAAGAAUUAUCGCUUGUAAUAAAUAUGUUGGCAUGGACAAGAAAGUAUGCAUCGUAACGGAAUUGAAAACUACAAUCAAAGUUUUGUUGGAUCUAUGGAAAUUCUUCGCUGAGGUAAAAAUUAAACGAAAUUCCGAUAGAAUGAACACUUUAAUGUCGAAACAAAUUGAAUUAUUUGAGCAUGAGUUUCAUUGAAUUUGCCAAUAUAAAUGAAAAUGAUGAUGAAAUGUGGCAGAGCAAAAUCAAUAUUACAGUGCGACGACGCAUUACAAUUUUUCAUCACAAUCUGCUUACUCUUCUCCUAAUUCGUCUCCUUUCCUUACGUCUUUUUGUGUAUUUCCAGAAAAAGCAUGUUCAAGUUCUCGCACAUAUUAAGGCUGAAAUCAAAGGAAAAUGCUACAAGAAGCCAUUUUUGAUGUAAAUCAUUUGGAGUGUGGCGAGGAAAUGUCAAGUCCGCAAAAACGGAAUGGCGUCAUCCACUUGAAGGGAAACCAAAUAAAAGUAGAGCAUGUAAUCUGACAUUUAGACUAAUUGUAAACGCCUUUUUUGUAUUGUAAACAACAUGUUAUGAUGACAAAAAAAUGAGAUAUAUGCGAUAAAAACUGAAUGAACAGUU
This is a messenger RNA of Sitodiplosis mosellana (orange wheat blossom midge), 1290 nucleotides long. RefSeq lists its product as uncharacterized. The transcript has 5 exons. The record is from RefSeq and is a predicted model, not a curated record. NCBI's taxonomy places the organism in Eukaryota, Metazoa, Arthropoda, Insecta, Diptera, Cecidomyiidae. Bases 108 to 869 code for a protein of 253 amino acids.